AUGGAGACUGGACUCUUUCCACACACCACCUCUUCUGGCCAGAUCCUUAGCAGUCAUCGCCAGUGCCAACUCUCUGUAUCGGACGUUCGUUGGGACUCCUUGACCUCCUACGGCCUGAGCAAGCUCACACCAUCCGUUCUCCGUUGGAUUGGCGGCAUCAAAACCGAUGACCGAGGCAUGCUAUACCUGGAUCGGAACAUCCUGAUCGCCCUUUGGGAGCGGUACCACCACUUUUAUAGCUCCGUAGAAGCCGCCUGUCCCCAGCUUCGACCGUCGAUCGGUGGAUCAGCUGUUCGGAAUCCCAGAAGGGACAAAUGGCACAAGUUCGAGAACAAGGGGAAUCCUACCACCAAGAGAUGGUCAAAGUUCCUCAGCGAUGUGGAGAAACUAGGCAAAGUCCCGUUCGAACACCUGUCAUGCGAAUACCCUGAAUUCUGCCCUCAUCCCAACGCCGAUCCCCAUCGCUUUGAGACCAGCCUCUCUCAAGUCCUCUAUUGCUUCCACUCCACCUACACCUUCUGCAUCCAUCUCUGCCUUCCCAGAUUUCCAUUCCCAUUCCGAACCCCUUCCCGAGUCACUCCCCCCGGUUGGAACUGUGAGCUCUUCUACCUACAGCCACCCGGUCAGCUCUACUGGGGUCCAAUCGAGAAGACGGAGGCAGACUUCCCUCAGAAGUUUCAGCCGAAGAAGCUCCUGAAGCUGGAGGGGGAGGACUACGUUAGGCUUGCCGCCAUUCACACGGUUACGAAAGAGCGACUCAGAAGGCUGGAGUUGUCGGAGAUGGAGAAUUGGCGCAAGGAGACAGAGAAGGCCAGGGAGAAGGAGACGAUGAAGGACUACAUGGAGAGAGUUGAAAAUCGGGUACACCUGGUGGGCAAGCUUCUUAUCGAGCUUCCACUUAUCCAGACUAGGUGCAGGAUGGAGACGUCUUCAGAGCCGUCCGACCACCUCCACGACACCUCAACGUGCCCAAGGCGUCCCAAUGGACGCCCUGGGCUCGAUUCGUAUCCUGGCGCCGCGGUACAAGACCGCGGCACCCUUCGUCUGCCGUGCGCCGCACGCCCCGACCGCGUACAAGACACGGCGGGGCGUGUCCUCGCCCUCCUCGGCCGUCGUCCGCGCCCCGCGCUCAAAACGGGCGGCCGUAUGGCCGUCCGCGCCGCGCGCUGCCCGCCCUCCUCCUCCUCCUCCUCCCGCCCUCGACUUCGCCGUCCUGCCGCCGUCCUGCCUCCCCGACCACCUCAACGUGCCCAGGGCGUCCCAAUGGACGCCCUGGGCUCUGCAAUUCGCACCCCGGCACCGCGGUUCAAGACCGUGGCGCCCGUCUCGUCCCGUGCGCCUGCACGCCCCAACCGCGUACAAGACGUGGCGGGGCGUGUCCCUCGUCCCACCUCGGCCAUCGCCCGCGCCCCACGCUCAAAACGGGCGGCCGUACGGCCGUCCGCGCUCCUCCUCCUCCUCGCCCUCGACUUCGCCCUCCUGCCGCCCUCCCACGUCCCCGACAACCUCAACACGUCUAGGGCGUCCCAAUGGACGCCCUGGGCCCUUGGAUUCACAUCCCGGCGCCGGUCGUCCUCCCAGUAA
Molecule: messenger RNA, 1584 nt
Organism: Epithele typhae
Lineage: Eukaryota; Fungi; Basidiomycota; Agaricomycetes; Polyporales; Epitheliaceae
Exons: 4
Coding region: 1-1584 (527 amino acids)
Source: RefSeq, a predicted model, not a curated record